CAUGGCAAGAAGUGGGGAUAUACGAGGUAAAUGAAAUGAAAGGAUUGGCUUACAGUUUCUGAACGUUACGUCGAAAUAUCAUAGUGGCCAGUAGGUGUAGUUUCGGCUUUCGUUACAAAGUGUCAACAAAUAUCUCGCCGCGAAGUCGGUACGUUGGCACGUAAAACUUUAUCUCGUGAAAGUGAGGUGUUGUGAAAUAAUAAAAUGGUUAUUGUUCAUUGACUUUUGCUUCUAUAUGUGAAAAGUGGACACACUCUGUUUAAUUAAAUCUGCCGAUAGCUAACAAUGACAAUGGACAAGCAGUUGAUAUGGGUGAGGGAUCCCAACGAGGGUUUCAUCCUGGCUCGCCUCCACGAGCUGAUGGGUGAAGAGGCGGAUGUCCUUCCCAUCGACAACAAACACACGCGCCGCCUCGUCAACUUCGAUGACAUACUGCCAGCUGGAGAUCCGGCUGUAGACGUCGAUGAUAACUGCGAACUAAUGUUCCUGAACGAGGCUACGCUUCUUAAUAACAUACUCGUCAGAUACAAUAAGAAAAAGAUAUACACGUACGUAGCAAAUAUUCUGCUAGCAGUGAAUCCGUACGAAGAUAUCCCGGAUAUGUAUUCUUCGUCUACCAUCAAGAAGUAUCAAGGGAGAUCGCUCGGUGAACUGCCGCCUCACGUCUUCGCUAUAGCUGACAAAGCCUUCCGUGAUAUGAAAGCGUUGAAGCAAUCUCAGUCCAUCAUAGUGUCGGGAGAAUCAGGCGCCGGGAAAACGGAAUCAACGAAAUACAUACUGAAAUAUCUCUGUGAUUUGUGGGCGAAGGGCGCUGGGCCAGUUGAACAGAAAAUAUUGGACGCCAAUCCGAUCCUUGAAGCGUUCGGUAACGCUAAAACAACACGCAACAACAACAGUUCCCGUUUCGGUAAAUUCAUGGAGGUGCAUUUCUCCAACAAAUACCAAGUGGUGGGUGGUCACAUAUCGCAUUAUUUGUUGGAGAAAUCAAGGAUAUGCACCCAAAGCGCCGAAGAGAGGAACUAUCACGUGUUCUACUUACUGUGCGCUGGAGCCCCACAGGAGCUACGGUCCGCCUUGAAAAUAACCAAGCCCGAUGAUUAUUUAUAUCUGAAGAACGGUUGCACUCAAUACUUCACGUCGCCGCAAUCUGAGAAGAAAAUAAAUGCAAGUCAAAAGAGCAAGCAACAACAAGCCAAAGGUGGUCUCCGAGACCCCAUACUGGAUGACGUGGAAGAUUUCCAAAGACUCUACCAGGCCCUAUCCCACAUAGGUUUAUCAGAGUCCGAAAAGAAAUCGGUGUUUUCUAUAGUGGGGGCCGUAUUACAUCUCGGCAAUAUAGAGUUUGAGGAGGAGGGUGGUGCUAGAGGUGGUUGUAGAGUCACACCAGAAUCUGAACACGCUCUAGCUACAGCCAGCGAACUAUUGGGUGUGGAUGCCGGGGAACUGAGAAUGGCUCUGGUCUCUAGACUUAUGCAGAGCUCUAGAGGAGGAAUCAAAGGAACCGCUAUCAUGGUGCCCCUCAAGACGUAUGAGGCUUGUAACGCUCGCGACGCCCUGGCUAAGGCUGUGUACAGUCGGUUGUUUGACUCCAUAGUGAGGAGGAUCAAUGACAGUAUACCCUCCAGCACUUCCGCUUACUAUAUAGGAGUGUUGGACAUAGCCGGAUUCGAAUACUUCCAAAUGAACAGUUUCGAACAGUUUUGCAUAAACUACUGCAAUGAGAAGCUGCAACAGUUCUUUAACGAACGAAUCCUCAAGAACGAACAAGAAUUAUACAAGAGAGAGGGCUUGAACGUACCUGAGAUAAGAUUCGUCGACAAUCAGGAUUGUAUUGAUCUAAUAGAAAGCAAAAACCACGGUAUCUUCCACUAUCUGGACGAAGAGUCCAAAUUGCCGAAACCAGAUUUCGGUCAUUUCACCAACUCAGUCCACAAGGAACUCGGCAAUCAGUCCAAUUCCCGCCUGAACGCCCCCCGCGCGUCCCGCCUGAAGGCUCACCGAGCUCUUCGCGAACACGAAGGAUUCCUUUUACGACACUUCGCUGGAGCGGUUUGCUAUAACACGAGUCAGUUCAUAGAAAAAAACAACGACGCCCUUCACGCCUCGCUGGAGUUCCUGGUGCAGGAAUCUAAGAACACAUUCGUACAACAACUGUUUGAAAAUACAGACAACAGCAACGCUAAAGGGAAACUCAACUUUAUAUCCGUGGGCGCUAAGUUCCAAUCUCAACUGUCACAACUUAUGGAGAAAUUGAAAGAAAACGGCACUAACUUCGUCCGCUGCAUCAAACCGAACUCGCGUAUGGAGGGUGGCUCGUGUUCUGGCUCGUUAGUGCUGACACAACUUCAGUGCAGUGGAACUAUCGCCGUUCUAUCGCUCAUGGAACAUGGUUUUCCAUCCCGGGCUCCAUUCGCAGACUUACACCGCCUCUAUUCUGACUACCUACCGCCGAAACUGGCAGGACUACAGCCCAAAAUAUUCUGCCAGGCAAUAGUCCACAGCUUCGGUCUAUCAGACAAAGACUACAAGUUCGGUAUAACGCGCGUGUUCUUCAGACCCGGCAAGUAUUCGGAGUUCGAUACUAUGAUGAAGUCGGAUCCUGAGAACCUCAAGGCUAUAGUCGACUCGGUGCUGGCCUGGCUCGUCAAGUCGAGAUGGAGACGUUCCAUAUUCUCUGUGCUCUCCAUUAUUAAAUUGAAGAACAAAAUCCUUCAUCGCCGCAAGUGUCUGCUGAUUGUACAAAAGACGAUCCGCGGUUAUCUGACUCGUAAGCAACACAUGCCGCGUUACAAGGGGAUCGCUAAGAUCAGGCUGCUAGAGAAGAACCUCGUACAGAUGGACACUGUGACGUCACAACUGAAGAAGGAAAGAGACAGCGCUAAGAAGAAUAUUGAAAACCUGAGAAAUAGUAUCAAAAACGCCUGUCAUACCAUCAAGAGUAACGAGAGGAUAACCCGCCAUGAAAUCGACCAAAUAUACACGAAGCUCACUAAAGACGUGGAAGCCCAAAUGGCGGCCUUGCAGAAGGCGAUGGUCGAUCAGAAGAACAGAGAGGAACAAGAGCGCCUCCGCAAACUGGAGGCCGAGAUGCGAGCGGCCGAGGAAGCGAAACGAAGGGAACAAGAAAUGCUACGGCAAGAAGAGGAACACAGACGACUGAAAGCGGAGAUGGAGUCGAGGCGGAAGACGGAGGAAGCGGAGAGGAAGAGGCAGGAGGAAGCUGACCGGGCGGCCGCGGACAGGCUGAGGAGGCAGCUAGAGGAGGAAGACCGCGCCGACCAGGAGAAUAGAGAGAGGUUGGAACAAGAGCGGCGCGAUCAUGAAAUGGCCGUGCGGCUCGCCAACGAAACGGACGGCCACGUGGAGGGCUCGCCGCCACAGCUACGCAGUUUCCCAACACUGGACUCGAUGAACGGAGAGAAUAAAUUGAACAGGUCGGAACGUGUUCGUAUGCAACAAGCUCUCCAAGAAAAGCAGAAAUACGACCUCUCCAAGUGGAAAUAUUCCGAGCUGAGAGACACGAUCAACACCUCGUGUGACAUAGAACUGCUUGAGGCAUGUCGUCAUGAGUUCCAUCGCCGUCUGAAGGUGUAUCACGCUUGGAAGGCAAAGAACGCUCGCAAGUCGACCUUGGAACAGGAACGAGCUCCGCAGUCCAUCAUGGACGCCGCCAAGGCUCCCCGAGUCACCACGGGCGCCAUAUUGGGUGCACGUCAUCGUUACUUCCGCAUCCCGUUCGCUCGUCCCGGCAGUGACGAAGCCCGCGGCUGGUGGUACGCCCACUUCGACGGGCAGUACGUGGCUCGUCAGAUGGAGCUACACCCGGAUAAGACGCCGGUACUACUCCAGGCUGGGUUGGAUGACAUGCAGAUGUGUGAACUCAGCUUAGACGAGACAGGACUCACGAGGAAACGCGGAGCCGAAAUAUUGGAGCACGAGUUCGAGCGAGAAUGGGCCAAGAACCGCGGACCGCCCUACAAACCAGCUCGUUAAUACGCAGAUACAAGCACGAAACUACUACAAAGAAUUUUGUGUUUUAUAUAAUAAUAUAGUAGAAUUAAGGCUAUAUGAAAUUUAGUGCUUUCAGAUGUGCCUUCACAGGUUUUGUAGUUGUAUAAUAUAGUGCAAUAUGUAUUCAAGGGAUAUUCCACCGUAGAUUUAUAUGUGAUUGAAGAACACAAUUUAGUAUUAAUUACACGUAGUUAUGGUAAGGAAAGUGGACUUGAAAAUAAUAUAUACGCUUCAUUAAAGAGAACUUUUUAAUAUAUUUGUGAUAGAGACAUUCCGGUUUAUAGAAAUUUUCAUACUUGACAUACAUUGAAUAUUGCCAUAUCAAAAAAUAUGUCGGACCACUUUCCAGGCCUACAUGAAUUUAUAUUUAUAAAAAUGAAAUAAAUAUUUGGAGUAUACAUACUUAAACGACGUUUAAAAAUUAUAAUAUUUUUACAUAACUACUUAUUCAUUAUAUACCUUAGCAUAAUUAGCGAAAAAAUCUUAACUGUGAUUAGUUUUGGAAUGUAAAGAUGAAAAUUAUUAUUGCAAAGAUUAUUUAUAUUGGCAUUCCAUGUGCGACGGAGAGACUGGUUGAUGGCAGUUGUUGUAUUUAGAAUUCAGUAUUCACUUCAAGUUUAUUCCGAACAGUAUUUGAACAUUCCUAUAUAAUAUUUUUAUUAAAUAUUUAGUGUUAAUAAGAAAACAUUGUUUUAAAGUACAAUUUAUUGAGUACAGAGUAAUCACGAGUGCCUUUAUCAUGCCUUAGUACAUGACUUUGUGUUAUGCUUUACCAAAUAAAUAUAAGAUGUAUAA
This is a messenger RNA of Danaus plexippus (monarch butterfly), 4806 nucleotides long. It is a transcript of the gene jar, whose product is annotated as myosin heavy chain 95F. The transcript has 25 exons. Gene Ontology annotation, molecular function: microfilament motor activity; ATP binding; actin filament binding. Gene Ontology annotation, biological process: actin filament organization; endocytosis; vesicle transport along actin filament. Lineage: Eukaryota; Metazoa; Arthropoda; Insecta; Lepidoptera; Nymphalidae. Bases 286 to 3993 code for a protein of 1235 amino acids. Gene Ontology annotation, cellular component: myosin complex; cytoplasm; actin cytoskeleton. The record is from RefSeq and is a predicted model, not a curated record.